UGCGGGAGGGGGAGCCUGCCGUGUCCGCGAUGGGACCGUCGCUGAGAAAUGACAGUCUGUCUUGAAAUUGGGACUAAAUUACACUCAAACGACAGGGAUUGGGAGAGAGCCUGUUGGAGUUAUCGGACAUUCCAUAAUAAGUAAUCAAAUUGGUAUUUAUUAGUAAAAGAAGACAUGGAACCAAACGGAGAGAGGAAAGUUGACCUGGUUGCCUUUGAAUGUUGCGGUGUUCAUUCUAACCCACGAUGAAAUAAAUGUAAGUUGAAAUGAUACCAUAAAGGACCUUCAAAUUAAUCUCAAGCAUAAGAAAGAAAGGAACAACUGUGAAGAUAACGGAAUUACUCCUCCAACCACGCGCGUACUCAUCUAGUGCAGUCAAGAAACUGUCUUUAGGGACAAAAAUUACAAGUGAAAUUUAGAAAAUAUUGGUUCUAAAACACCUUUUGAAAUCCAAUAUCAAAUCGUUUUAUUUUAGUUUGGCUAAACAUUUCACUAAAGCAAUUCCUUUUUGCAUACCAUAUCAGACAAUUUGCGUCGACUUAAGGUAGGGACAGCAGGCUGUUUAUGAUAGGCUAUAUUUUUUCCCCUUCUACAGACUAAUCCCCGUGCAGUUUUAGGCUAUUGUAUGAUUGAACGCGGGCGAUGUUUCUGUUGCAGUGAGAACCAUCAAAACUUACUGUAGAUGGGUUAUAUAUUAAUAAUUACAUUUUGAUAUGAUUAAAUUAAUAUGCACGCACAUCGAAUUUACGUGAUAAUUAUUAUGUGUCAUUGUAUUAUUACUAUGGCAUUAAAUGUCAACAGUUUUUUGUUACAUAAUUAAUACGUUGCUCAACGCAAGCAAUUACUGACUGCUGCCGUACUAUCUACACAACAACUGAAACCCCUCACUAGUGACCGAGCUGGUGGUAAAUGAAAAAUGGAAUGAAUAACCGAGAGAAAAGUAAAUUUUAAGCACACUCGAGAAAAUGAAAAUGGACAUGAAUAGGCUCACAAAUGGGAAGCUUUAAGUGCUAAUAUGACGUCGAAAUGUUACGUUAGCAGUUUUUGUAAAUUAUGCUUAGGUCAUAAUUAGCAAACCUGCCGUAUUAAAUGUGAGCGGUAGCUGGUCUACUGUACAUCUCGGAUGGCCGCUUCUCGUGUGAUUGUUAUACACCAUACAUCGGAAAAGGCACUUCUAUUGAUGGAGGAAGCUUCAAGAAAAGGAAAAGAAAGUUGCAUCAGCACUCUUUUGAAGUGAGCGGAUAUGGCCAACGGAAGGCAGAAAUCAAUCUUCUGUGAAUUUGAUCAGAAAUCUUUCAUUAUUGAGUAAAAACAGUACAUUUUCCCUCAUAGUGUUGGAAUACAGACCUGGCUGCAAAAUGCAUGGCUUUUGUGAACAUAACGAGAUAGCCUAGUCAUUCUCAACGGAGAACACUGGCCAUUUUUUUGGUCUUUUUUAAUAGUAUUUUUUAACUAUUGAAAAUGUGGAUGCAAUUGUGAAUUUGUUGGUGUUUCCAUGCGUCUUUCUCCUCCAGACCUCGGGACGGUAUUGUGGAUUGUAUUGCUAUUUAAUGCAAUGGGCUGUAUCCAGAGUAUCAGGUGUAAGCCUAAGAGUUUCCGUGAAAGUAUCAUCGUACUCGAGGUGAACUCCUCCAUCGACGCUAAUCCAACCAGCAUCGACGAGUCAUCCAGCGUUGUUUUACGCUAUCGGACACCGCACUUCCGAGCCUCGGCAGGGGUACUAGUGCCGCCGGUGGCCAGUAAAGAGACAUGGACAGUUGGCUGGAUUCAAGCAUGCAACCACAUGGAGUUCUACAACAAGUAUGGAACUAAAGGGAUGUCGAGCUGGGAACUCCCUGACCUGCGGGACAACAAGAUCAAGGCCAUCAGUGACUCGGAUGGUGUCAAUUACCCCUGGUAUGGCAACACCACUGAGACAUUCACCAUUGUGGGCCCCACCAAGAAAGACACCAAGUUCACGGUCAGCAUGAAUGACAACUUCUAUCCCAGUGUUACGUGGGGCGUGCCGGUGAGUGACAGCAACCUCCCGCAGCUCAGCAGCAUCCACCGUGACCAGAGCUUCACCACCUGGCUGGUGGCCAUCAACCAGGUCACAGCCGAGACCCUGGUGCUCCAGACCAUUCGCUGGAGGAUGCGGCUCCACAUCGAGGUGGACCCUGACAAGCCCCUGGGCCAAAGGGCCACGCUGCGCGAGCCUGUGGCCCAGGAGCAGCCCGAUGUCUUGGGCAAGAAUGAGCCCAUCCCCCCCAACGCCAUGGUCAAGCCCAAUGCCAACGACGCUCAGGUCCUCAUGUGGCGGCCAAAGACCGGGGAACCCAUUGUGGUCAUCCCACCCAAAUACUGACUGACCUCGGGGUGUUAAACGCUCCUCCUCUUCGCCACUCCUCUGCUUACAUCUCACUUUUCCUUCCCUCUCCCUCGACUUCCAUUCACCUUUCUGCUCCUUUUAACCUUCCCUCAAGCUACUUGCCGCUGUUUUUCUUCUGUUCUCUUUUUUUUGAUGGAAUUGUACAAAGGAGGGAGAGAGAAAGUGAAACAAGGACAAGAGCAGCUUGUAGAAAUAGGGCAGUUGUUGCCUCAAAGUGGGAACUGGGGUGGACUUUAAAAACUAUAGUGAACAAACUGCAACCAUUCUACCUUCAAACUGGGUCGGGUUUCACUGUGCUAGACAAAGUCAAUGCAAAAAAAGAAACGAAAAAAAAAAAAUCAGAUACUUUGCAUUUUUGGAUUUAUUUUCGGGAUUGGGGUUUGUGGUUGGGGGGGGUGGGUAGUGUGUGUUGGUUGAUAAACAAAAGUAUUUAUGUUCAUGAUUAUGUUCAUGUUUAUGUUCAUGUUCAUGUUUAUGUACAUGCGACAAACGUAAAUGUGCAACAUGUUACAUACAUGUCUACAUGCACACAGUUUGCGUAUACCAGUUGUAUUCAUAUUUAUGGGCUGAGAAAGAGUGAAUUUCUUCUGAAUAAGCGCUAUUUUGUGCUCCACGCAUGAGUGAUACGUAAAAACGACCUGCAUCGGGAUGUAGAAACAUUUAGUACUUUUUUAAACAUGCAAGACAUUCAAUCCAUGCUGCCUUAAGUUUACAUCGCUUUUCACUGCAAACUUUUAGCCUUAAACCAAGUGUAAUGCCCUUUACCUCUGGUGUCUCUUCUUUCAUUCAGACUGUUUGAGCUGGUGUGUGUGGGUUUAGGAACGGAACAGUGGCGUAGUCGGCAACAGGGAACAAAACUGGUUCCUGAAACCGCUGGAAACCCUUUUGAUACCACAUUAAAAAAAGAAAGCCAUUCAAGCAAACCUUUUCAUUGCACAUGUAAUGCAUGGCUCUGUAAAAGGUGUUCUGACGACAUUCAAUCCCUUUGAGACUCUCAUUCAACUGACAUUCAGUGUUGGCUAAGGUGGUCAACAACCAGAGAGCAAACAAUCUUUCAUCAUAUUCUAUUUGUCUUUCACCACCCCCACCAUCCCUGGGCCUGCUGGUGAACUAUAUCAUAUGCUGACCCUUACCUCCUCCAUCCAAUCACCUUUCUUCUCUCAAAAGAAGGGACGACUGCACCAGCACCUAAUCAAUACUGGUAUUAAUAAGCAAUCAUAGCAAGCAGCAGUCAGGGGAAAUUACUGUGCGUUUCAUAACCGGGGCAAUAGGGAAAUACAGUCCUCCAUGCGAUGCUAUGGGAGAUAAAUCAUUUUGGCUUCAGGGUCAGUGAGUGUGGAUACGGGCUGGGGCUGUGCAGAGGUUAACUGAAUGCUCCGCGGUUCUCCUCUAUAGUCUGUCCUUCCUCUCCUCACCGUCGCUGCUUCUGUUACUCAUCCACGUGCAUCUCAUACUGUCCACGCCCUCUUCUCCCUCUGCUGUGCCCUGUCCGUUUCCUUGAACUUCCGUGCUCCCUCCAUCCAUUCUUCCCUACCCCCUCUCUACACCCUGUCCUGGUGUGGAGGAUGGGCAGGCAGAAAUGGGCAUGUGAGGCUCAGCCUGGCAUAUAGAUGACCCACUUCUGGGGGUUUCCACUGCCAGUUGUAGCUUGAUGCACAAAUGUGGUGCUUUUCUCUCUCUCUUCUAACAGGGACACCAACCAGCUAGCCAAAUACCUUCAUAAAUGAGACUCACUUGUUAAUCUGAGGGCAGGGCAGCUUUAGUCAGAGCGGAGAUCUCUCAUCAGGGAGAGAGAGGAGAGGGGUGAGGGACUGCUGGGGUGUAGAAUUUGGCCUGAGACUUUUUAUCUCACAUGGCAUCAUCAAUGACAAUAACAACAUUAGCUGUAUGUACUUAAAAGAGACAGACCGACUGUUGUGAUUUUUAAGACUAGGGUCAAUUUGAAGUGGUUGAGAAAACAGCAAGACAUACGUAUUAUUCGUCUUGAUAUUGUGACUUGUUUUUGUGGUUUGGUCUUUUUCAAAUUGAACUCAAAUCUGCUUACAAGAUGAUAAAUCAACCAGAUAUCAACUACAAUUUGUCUAUGAUCUGACAUCUGUCAGAUUAGAAAAAACAGAGUCGGUAGCAGGCAGCUUAACAGAAUGAAAAAAGAAACAAAGCUCAGAAACCAGACAGCCUUUCCAAACCAGACAUUAAAUAUGAUAACUAUUAUACAUGUUUACUGCAGGAUGCAGCUCCCCCUUGUUAUAAUUACAUUUCGGACCUACGUAAUAGCCUUAUCGGGAUGGUCCUUGUCGCCCUUUGUUGGCUGUAUGUGAUAGCUGCGGUUCUGGAAUCAAUCAUCUGUGCACAAGAGGCAAGUGCAGUCAUUAUUAGAUCUGCUGUGAAAUACUAAGGCCCUUCAGACACACUGCUGGCCUGUGCCAAGGCAGGCUGGAGUGAAGUAUGGUGAACUCCUGGGCAAGAGGACAAAGGUCAGUGUUAGAGGGAGGUCGGAUGGAGGUGAAAGGUGGUCACAGUGGGAAUCAGGCUAGGGCUGAUGAAAUGACAUAGAGUGCUGGGUUUUGGUGGUGUCAAUCUAGCCUGCUGAGUGGGUUGUUGGAACUCCAGACGGCACUGCUUGACACCAUGUGUUAAAAACCUUGGCACCAUCAGUAGCUGGCUAGCUGUCUUAUUUCAUGACCAAAAUACUCUAAUUGAUCUGUUGCUGCUGUUGAAGUAAGUCUCUGUCUGCACACACAAACACAUACCCACUUGAGAGGUCACAAGGGAAGAGGCAACACAUAGCCACUAGAUUUCCUGAAACACAUACCCACUAGAGAGGUCACAAGGGGAGAGGAUUUCUUCAGUGUCUGACAGUGCUGUUAUGUUCUUCUGAUCUCAUAAUGUACAAGUGCUUGCUCAAAACAUGUCUCUAAUAGAUAUCUGGUUUCAGAAACUGACAUUUAAAUGAAAACUGAGUACAUUUAUUAUUUACAAUGAAACUGGUUUUGGCAGUAGCAUGAGUAUGGCAUCGGACAUGUAAAUGCCUUACUCUGCUUCUCUGAGUUGGCGUAAGGUCUAAGAUGAAGUAAUUAUACAGCAUAUUUAAACACUUUUUUAAAGCAAUUAUUUUAAUAAGCCCAUGUAAACAUUUUAUGAGUUCCAUGAGUGUCUUGCUUAUGCACAUGUGCCAUCACCAGCAGCACUAGCCUACGCCUUAUACGUGAGCGAAGUGUGAAUGCAUCUUAGGAUUACUUUUUACACACAAACUUAACAUGUCCAAAUUCAUUUAUCAAAUCUGAUCAGAUCAGCCCAAUUAUGGGUUGCUGUAGACAAGAUUAUAAGAGAAAUUGUUGUUCUUGCAAAGCAUGUAAACAUUUAAAUCCAACUAUUACAUUCAUUGGAUUCUCACAACAAACAUAUUAUUGGUUGCAUGUAACAUACUCAUUCCUGUGAGGUUAUUAAGCCAUUAUUGAACAAGUGCAAUUCAUGGACUUGAUGUCUCUGUCUGGGGGUGUGCCACUGAUUAAAGACUUCCUUUCCUAAAUCCACAGUUCCUAGUUCUGAAGGCUUCCAGCUUUUCCAUGGAUCUUCAUGUAAAAGAGUCCAAACAGCCCAGCAACACACUAUAGACCAGCAGAGAAGGUUUCCAUUGUAGUUUAACCAAUAACAUGCCCAAGCUCACUCUCAGGACCACUCAUCAUUGUUUUUUUUAACCUGAUAGGAUAUUCCAAUCUCCCUGCACCACUGACUAGGUUUUUCGUAGAGACCAAUGACUAACCAUAGCAAAUGAUACUCCAUUGGCUCCGAUGUCCCAUUUCCCAUGUCUUUGUUGGUUUCUCUUCUGAAAAGUGAUUUAAUAUAUUUUGCAGCACUGAAACAAAUAUAAAGUCUUUUUUUUUUUAGCUUUGUCAUCCACACUGAUACUUGAAAAUGGAACAGUACUGGCAAAUAUUUAAAGCUGUGAAAAUGCACAAUGUAAAAAAAAAUAUAUACAAAUAAUGAAAAAGUGGUAUUUUUCAUGAAUAAAUAAACAUUUGCAAAUGUUAUCUGUUCUCUGUCACCUUUCUCCUAAAUGUGACGGCAACAUAUACCAACUGUCACAUAGGGUGAUUCUAUCUACAGAUGUGAUUUGCCAAAGAAAUGCAACACCUAAGCUUUUAUCAACUGAGACACUAAAAAUUAAUUUGAACACUGAAACUUCCCCCCUACUUAACAGUGUGUGGUUAUGCUGUAUUUGAAGGUUUUCACUAUAAUACACACAAACAUCACUAUGAACAUCAUGUAAACGUCAAUCAUAUACAAACUAAGGAAAACAUUCAUUUCAGAUCAUGUCAAUAGGCAGUUUACCAGCAGUUAAUCAUGAAAUAAAGUAAUCCAGAAAAAUUA
Esox lucius (northern pike) is the source of this 6739-nucleotide messenger RNA. It is a transcript of the gene fam78ab, whose product is annotated as family with sequence similarity 78 member Ab. The record is from RefSeq and is a predicted model, not a curated record. The transcript is spliced from 2 exons. The coding region runs from base 1496 to 2344 and encodes 282 amino acids. Lineage: Eukaryota; Metazoa; Chordata; Actinopteri; Esociformes; Esocidae.